Paracoccidioides lutzii Pb01 is the source of this 369-nucleotide messenger RNA. Its product is annotated as DNA-directed RNA polymerase I subunit RPA12. Gene Ontology annotation, biological process: termination of RNA polymerase I transcription; DNA-templated transcription. The transcript is spliced from 3 exons. Gene Ontology annotation, molecular function: zinc ion binding; nucleic acid binding; DNA-directed RNA polymerase activity. The record is from RefSeq and is a predicted model, not a curated record. The coding region runs from base 1 to 369 and encodes 122 amino acids. Gene Ontology annotation, cellular component: RNA polymerase I complex.
AUGGCUUCCAUAGGGUCUCUGAUAUUUUGCAUGGACUGUGGAAACCUCCUUCGCGAGUCCUUCGGUGAUGAGAAUGCGAUUCUGAUCUGUGAGCUCUGUGGAGCCAAAAAUAAAGAUACUGCUUCGAAAACCAUCACAUCUGAAUCGAAACCGAACGCUUUCCCGUCUGCCCUCCGAACAAAGAGGUCCUCAGUACAGACUCUGACGGCAGAUGACAAAAAGGGCGAAGCAAUUGCCUCAGAAAGUUGUCCAGAAUGUGGUCGACCCGAAAUGAGGUACUAUACAUUGCAAAUCCGUAGUGCAGACGAAGGAACGACAGUAUUUUACACGUGUGAAGGAUGUGGACACAAAUUCAACACAAACAACUGA